AUGAAUACCCGCCAAACGUUAUCAAUUUUUACUCAAGGAAAUAAUUCUCAUCGACCAAGUCGUGUAAGUAUUACGACAACAUCAAUUAAUGAUGAGCAUGAUUUACAUAUAAAUGAAGUAAAUAAUCUACCGCUAAUUGAUCCACACCGACGUCGUUCAAGUCGAUUAAAUUCUCUUCGUUUUCUACCUGAUAAUAUUCUUCUUGCAGUAUUUUCUUAUUUAACACCACUUGAUCUUAUACGUUGUACACGUGUAUGUCAUCGAUGGCAUCUUCUCGUUUCUCAUCAUUCACAUUUAUGGCGACGUCUUUUUUUACGUCCGGAUUCUAGUAAUGGUUAUACUGGUGCUGUUCAUGUUCGUCGUUUAGAUUUAUUUAUUCAUGCAAUUGCGACACGUUUUAAUUCAUCACUUAUUUAUAUUGAUCUACCUAUCGAAUUAAUUACGAUAGAAGUUCUACGUGAAUUAGCAAUACGUUGUCCAAAUUUAGAAUAUUUAACACUUGAUUUUUCAUCAGCUAUGCAAUUACAUGAUUUUAGUGAUUUAAAUGAAUUUCCAUGUAAUCUUAAACGAUUAUGUAUUUGUUUAUCCGAAGUUAUUUUUCUCGAAGGUUUUAUGCGACGUAUCUAUAGUUUCUUAUCAUCAUUACGUACUUUACAUAUAAUUGGUACACUUGAAAAAUCUUCAUUAAUAUCAACAUCAUCACCAGAAGAAACAGAUAAUUAUGAAACAAUAAAUAUAAGUAAAAUCAAAGCAAAUGCACCAAAUUUACAUACAAUUAAUUUAUAUGGUGUUGGUUUUAUUGAUGAUAAUCAUGUUGAAGCAAUUGCAUCUGGUUGUAUACAUCUUGAAUGUCUUGCAUUAAAUUUUUGUACACAAGUAACUGGUACAAGUUUUAAAAAUCUUAUGAAUCGAUGUCGAAAAUUAAAAUGUUUAUUAUUACAAAAUACGGGUAUUCAAAGUGAACCAAUAAUGGCUGUUAAUUGGUCUACAACACAAAUUUCUGAAUUAGAUUUAUCAUCAACUGAUUUAAAUGAACAAGCUUUUUUAUAUUUUUUUUCAAUGAUAUCGAAAUUAAAUUAUCUAGCUGUUCCUUAUUGUGAUGGUUUUACAGAUGAAGUUUUAAAUUUAUUAAUGACUCGUGGUGUAUUAAAUGGAUGUCGAGCACUUGAUUUUAGUAAUACAGUAAAUUUAAAUAUUGAAACUGUUUAUCGAUUAUUAACAUCAUUUACUAAUGUAUCUUAUCAAUUAGAAGCAUUAAGUUAUACAGGUCAUAUUGGUAUAACAGAACAAUUUUGGAGUGAUUGUAUUCGAUAUCUUCAUCGAAUCAAAAUACUUGUUAUUGGUACAUCACAUAGUUGGUUUAAGCAAAUAACACGUCGUAUUCAUAUUGAUCAAAUACUUGAAGCAUGUGCUGUGAAUUGUCCUCAAUUAAGACGUCUCGAAAUUCAAUGGGAUCCAGAAACACUUCGUUUAAAUGAAAAUUCAUCAAAAUUUAUUGAUCAUCUUAGAAUACGAUGUAUAUAUUUAUCAUCAUUUGUUCUUUCGGAUGGACCCUAUUAUGAAGGAGUAAAAGCAAAUUUUGAACGAGCUGAACGAUGUGGUGUUGUACGAACAACAACUAUGUAUCAAACAAGCAUUGUUAGUGCUUUGAGUUUUUAUAAUGAAUUGAAAUUUAAUUAA
This is a messenger RNA of Adineta steineri, 1680 nucleotides long. NCBI's taxonomy places the organism in Eukaryota, Metazoa, Rotifera, Eurotatoria, Adinetida, Adinetidae. The record is from the annotation of a GenBank genome assembly.